Molecule: messenger RNA, 1446 nt
Organism: Seminavis robusta
Lineage: Eukaryota; Bacillariophyta; Bacillariophyceae; Naviculales; Naviculaceae
Source: the annotation of a GenBank genome assembly
GCAUUUUUAUUGUUGCUCUGCUCCCACUCCAACAACAACAACAACAGCCAUAUCGCGAGGCUCUAUUGACAUUGUCUUAUCAUUGACCACUGCAUUAUCGACUUGAAGUGUUCAGCAUCGGGAAGCACGAAGCAAGGCCCCAUUUAUCAAAGACACAUUCCAUUCAUUUCGCGGUUGACUACAAAUACCGUACUUCUUUCGUGUUUAUUAUACAUUAAAAGCAUCAAUCGUCAGUCAUGUCCCAGUAUUUUGAAAGAGUCGCCAACGAAGUGUUGAGGGCAUCCGAGGAUCUCAGUGUGAGAUUUGAAGAUGGACUCGCUGCACUCAUCAAUGGUGAAAUUCCAGGAAUUGAACAGGCAACUCGGCAGCAGCAACAGACGAUCACGGGAGGGGAAUUUGAAGACAUCGAAGAAGAGCUCAUGAACUCUCCACUAGAAGGCAUUGCGGAAAGCGUGAUUAGCGAUUUAAUGGCAAAUCAGGCCAAACCAGAAGGUUUCUUGGAUCACGUCAAUGCCUUUCGGUCCGCCAUUACAUGGUCCGAACCCUUUAUCAUUGGGAUCGUUUCAUUCCAAAUCAUCAUGUUCAUUGCAUGCAUCUUGGUAUCUCGGCCGAGUGUUGGAUUGGGUCCCCGACUCUCCGUCAUGGUGUUCAUUGGAGCAUUGGUGCGCUCGGUGGAAUACCUCAACCAAAUUGCCGGACAGCACUGGAAAGAGUUCGCCACCCAAAAUUAUUUUGAUCAUCGAGGAGUCUUUGUAUCCUUCAUGGUUAGUGGACCCCUACUCUUCUACUGCCUCAUCAUGCUCAUCAUGUUUGUCAGAGAAUCAUCCCAACUCUUGGUGCAAGUCAAAACCAACGAAUUGAAAAAGAAACGUAAACAACAACAAUCUGCAAAGAAAAAGGGAGCCGAAGAAAGCAAAAAACAAAAGUAGGAGCACAGCAUUCAACACUUGGUUUUUUAGUAAUACAGGAUGAGCGCAGACUGCCAUCACAAUGGCAUCGCAGCUAUAAUAUCUAACUGUCUGGUUCGGUCUCCUCAUGUACCGGUAGGGGAACCGGCCAAGUUAUAUUUAUUUAUGCAGCGAAACAUUACCCACCGUGCGCAAAAAGUUCUUUUUCGAAACCGGUAUUAAUGUUGCAUGUAGCCAUAACAAUUCCACCAGUGCAUGCUUUUAUUUUCCUCAUUUCAGUUUUGUCUUCCGAGCAUGCGAAGACAGUGUCGUCCAGUCCAUGCAGACGAAGGGGAUAAUAUGCCUUGGUGUGGUGUUAGUAACAUAAUGUACCGAACGAUGCUGUAGUCGAUGGAAAGAUGAUGGGUUGCCAAAAGGCGAAACCCAAAGCGGAGACACCCGUACAUGCACACUGUGCACUGUACCGGUAUGCCAGCAGCCUUGCUGAGUUUUCUAAAGAUCCUUCUCCGUUGAAAGCAUUGGGGAUGUGCGUGGAAUG